AUGUCUCAGACAAGUGAGUCUACGAGUGUGGAUAUUGUUUCGACGACAAUAGCGGAGUAUGAAAAAGAAAUUGACAAAUUGGCUGCUUCUGUCAACGAAUCUGAAAGCCGAAGAAAUGAACCAGACACGGCCGUUACAAACAGAGGCGCAGUAGUUGCUUUAACAGGCUCAACGGGGGCAGUUGGAUCCUACAUAUUACAAAAGCUCUUACAGAAUGACCAAGUUGCUCACGUAUAUUGCUUGAAUCGUGCAUCUGGUUCUGAGGCUAUCCAACAAGCUCGAAAUGCAAAGAGAGGGAUCAAAAUCGAAUUAUCCCCAGACCGAGUUACUUUCUUGAAAGUGAAUUUGGCCAAAGAGAACUUCGACCUGGAAGACGUCGACCUAUAUCGCAAACUACAGUCAACUGUAACCCAUUUCAUCCACAACGCAUGGCCUGUAAAUUUCAACCAGACUCUGCAGUCUUUCAAAUCCAGCUUAGAUGGCGUAUUAGGUCUUAUGUCGUUUGCAACCCACGCACCUCGCCUAGCCUCGACUGUAUAUUUGUCGUCUAUCAGUCCAGUCUCAGAUUAUCAUCAAACUUCUGGUGCUGAUCCAAACUUUGUUCCGGAGCAUAUCAUCAGCGAUGUCAAAUGUCCCGCAGGCAUGGGGUACGGUCAAAGCAAAUACGUCGCGGAAAGAAUACUAGACUAUGCAUCCAAAAUGCUCAAUUUGGCAAACGUUCGUGUUGCCCGAGUUGGACAAAUCGCAGGUACAUCGACCCCCGAACAAGGCGUUCCACAUGGCUGGAACCGGCAUGAAUGGCUGCCAAGUCUGGUGAUCAGCUCCCAUUAUCUCAAGGCCAUCCCUGAAUCGCUGGGAUACAGAGGAGACGGGGAGAACGCCGGUGUGCUCGAUCGUAUCGACUGGGUGCCUAUAGACCAGCUCGCCACACUAUUACUGGAGAUCUCGUUUGGCACUGAGGCAAAAUCCUCGGACAUAACAGGAGUCCAAGUCUAUCAUCCCAUAAACCCCAACUGGGUAAGUUGGCAAAGUCUCGUUCCGACAGUCGUUGAAGCUCUGGACGAAACCUCGUCGUCUACAAGUGCCAUAAAAGUACUUAAAUACGAUGAAUGGCUUGCGCUCCUACAACCGGCUGCAAAUUCGACAAGGAGUGGCGUUGCCAAAAUAGACCACUCGAUAACUGCUGAUACACUCAGCGAAAAUCCAGCAGUCAAGCUUCUGGACUUUUAUGAGAGCCUCAUGAUGAAUACAGAUCGCGCAAAGCCACUGGCUAUUGAGCAGACUGCGAAAAUAUGUCCGUCUUUGCAAAGCCUGGAUCCGAUACAGUCAGAAUGGCUUCGUGGAUGGAUUAAGGAUUGGGUCUUGGGGUCUGAUAAUGCUUAG
Molecule: messenger RNA, 1383 nt
Organism: Talaromyces marneffei
Lineage: Eukaryota; Fungi; Ascomycota; Eurotiomycetes; Eurotiales; Trichocomaceae
Exons: 1
Coding region: 1-1383 (460 amino acids)
Source: RefSeq, a predicted model, not a curated record